This is a messenger RNA of Candidula unifasciata, 933 nucleotides long. Lineage: Eukaryota; Metazoa; Mollusca; Gastropoda; Stylommatophora; Geomitridae. The record is from the annotation of a GenBank genome assembly.
AUGUGUGAUGUAACCUCUAAGUUGUUGUAUAACGUUUUGACAGGUCUAAACUUAUGUGCGAGGCGUCUCCACGGAAAAGCAGGAAGAUCGGCUUAUAUUGCUUGCUUCAUGCAGCAGAAGUCCUGGAAUGACAAGUCUGUCAUCAAAGUGAAUUUGUGGAGUAGCACUACUGUGAACGCAUGCAUCAGCAAGUGUUGGGACCACCGCCAGCGAUUUGCUGUCUUACUGAACGGAGACCAGUGUUGGUGCAUUAACAUAAUCAGAGGACUAACUGAGAUCGAGGAAGCACAAUGUUCCACUCCAUGUAAUGGAAAUAGAAGCCAGGUUUGCGGUGGAGGGAACAGAUACAGCAUCUACUACACAGGAUACAUUGAAGAACCUCAGUACACCCACCUCACGCACAAGGAUAUCAAUACUGCAUUCCAAGGCUGUUACAUCAACAACAACUACAGGGACAAGUGCACAGUUGAAAUAGCAACACAGCGCAUGUCUGUUCCUAUGUGCAUGGACCUUUGUGAAUGCAGCAGUUAUCAGUAUGCAUCAGUCAGUAAGAAGUCUAGAUGUUGCUGUGAUGCAAAUAUGACUUUGUAUAGACAAGCAGGCCUAGGCAGCUGCAGGAUUAAGUGUCCUUUCACCGGGUCAGAUUACUAUUGCGGUGACACAAGCAGUGAGCAUUUUGCGGUGUAUCGGACAGGCUGGCGGAGAACUACAAAGAGAACUCAACUGUAUCAGCAAUUGAUGUGGCGAGGCCGGUGCUCUGAAAUCCAGAAAAACCACUGCAAUAGAUACAAAGAAAAUAAAAAAAAUAAAAACAUUCUGCUUAAAUCCAGUAAACCACUUAAAAACAACUCGUUCAUGUUUUGUGUGUGUGUGUGUGUUAGUGAAAACAGCUUGUUCAUGUUUUGUGUGUGGUGUGUGUGUGUGUGUGAGUGA